UGUAAAUCUAAACUCGAAAAAUUUUUUGUUCCAAUUUGUGAUUCGAAAUUUUACCUUCGUACUAUAGUAGCGCGAAAUUAUUCAACAAAAGCUCGUGAAAGUGACUGCGAGAAACGCAUGCCUAUGCUUCUUAUUCAUGGCUUUGCUUCCGGAGUUGGAUUAUUUUGUAAAAAUCUGGACAGUCUUUCUGAAACGCGUCGAGUAUAUGCAUUCGAUCUUCUCGGCUUUGGGCGUAGCUCACGGCCACCCUUGCCUGAAACUGCUGAAGAAAUUGAAAUGAAAUAUGUGGAAGUUAUCGAGGAGUGGCGAAAAAAUAUGGAUUUAGACAAGUUUAUUCUGCUUGGUCAUAGCAUGGGUGGUUUUCUUGCGACGUCAUAUGCUCUUUCCUACCCUGAAAGGGUUGUUCACUUAGUUCUAGCUGAUCCUUGGGGAUUCGUUGGGCAAGAUGAAGCUGCUAAUAACUCCAAAAAUGGAGUUCGUGAUUGGUUCGUAAAGAAAUUGACCUCAUUUCGUGGUCUAUCAUUUAUGCGAAUGUUGGGUCCUUUCGGGCUGAAUGCAUUACGAAAGAUGAGGCAGGAUUUUGAACCAAUAUACUCCCAAUCUGCUCCUUCGUCAAAAAAAACGAAUGGUUUAGUCAGAGAGUCUCCAGACAUUUCAAUGUUAAACUCCAAGUCUUCGGAAGGAAAGCACUUCAAAUCGGAGAAGGCAAAAGUUGGUGAUAUUGAAGGUCUUUCUCCGUAUGAUCCUGCUGUGGUCUAUAACUAUAUAUAUCACAUUAACUGUCGUCACCCUACUGGCGAAGAAGCUUUUAGAAAUUUGUGCCAAAUGCCAGGCUGGGCCGCCAGACCAAUGCUUCUUCGAAUACCGCAGGUAGCCGCAGAUUUGCCUAUCACUUUCAUCUUCGGUGGUCGUUCGUGGAUUGACAUGUCUUCCGGUUUGCAAGCUAGAACCCUUAGACCGAAUUCCUACGUCGACGUUAUGGUAAUUGAAGGAGGUGGCCACCACGCCUAUGCUCAAUACGCGGAUGAUUUCAAUGCCUACGUGAAUGCCAUCGCUAGUCUGGUAGACGAAGACCAUGUCUUCGUUCCUGGAAGCGAAGCUCUUGUUCAAGAGGCCGUUGCAACUGCAAAGCGUUCUACAGAUUAUCCUUCAUCUUCUUCUGAAUAA
Messenger RNA from Rodentolepis nana, 1167 nucleotides. Lineage: Eukaryota; Metazoa; Platyhelminthes; Cestoda; Cyclophyllidea; Hymenolepididae. The record is from the annotation of a GenBank genome assembly.